AUGGUCGCCCUGUGUCUCUCCCCGCACCUUCACCCACGCACGCGGCGGAGGCGAUUCCUCUCCCUUAUCGCCAUCUUCGUCUUUGGCACUCUCUACCUCUGCUACGCCAAAUUCGACCAGAUGGCCGAGACCGCAAAGACAAUUAUGCCGCUCAAGACCCCCGAGGGCACUCCCGGCGGUGCCAGUCAGGCACAACAGCAACAAAGCCCACCGCAAAGCCAGGCACAGAGCGAGUCGCAUCCGAGCUUUGCUGAUUUGGCCUCGGAGGAGCAGAAGCCCAUGCCGCCCAUGUCGUACGGAACUUAUGCCCGCCCGCCGCUCAAGGAUCUCAAGGCGCUCGCGACGCUGCCCUCCAGCAAGCUCCCUACCACGUCCCCCUCCUCGCCGCGACUCAUUGUCAUUGGCGACGUACACGGACAGCUCAAGGAGCUCAAGGCACUCCUUGCCAAGGUUGAAUACUCAAAGGAGCGAGGCGAUCACGUCAUCUUUACCGGCGACCUGAUCAACAAGGGCCCCGACUCUUCGGGCGUCGUCCAGCUUGCCAUGGAUAUAGACGCCAGCGGCGUGCGCGGUAACCACGAAGACCGCAUUCUCCUGGCCUACACCAAUGCGAACUCGAGAAACGUGAUCGGUGCUAGCGGCAGCGGUGGCAAGAUUAGCGAUUUGAAGGGUAUCACUAGUGGCGAGGACGAUAUGGACGAGCCCUCGCUGGCGGGUCAGUCGGGAUCGCAGAGUGCGGAAUUGCAGGUUGCCCGGGCAUUGACCCAGGAGCAGCGGAACUGGCUCGCCGACCUCCCCGUUAUACUCAAAGUCGGACCCAUUGGCGGGUACGGCAACGUGGUGGUGGUUCACGCUGGUUUGGUGCCGGACGUGACGCUCGAGAAUCAGGACCCCUGGGCCGUGAUGCACAUGCGAACUCUUCUCUAUCCCGCUGAGCAGGUACGGCGCCAGCGGAUCAAGAAGGUGCUAGAGGACUACGCCUCGGAGCAGGCCAAGAAGCACGUCAACGUGCCCGACGAGGAGGUUGACAAGGAGCUGCAGAUUUCGCAGCAGCGCGGUGACGCUGCCAGUGACCACGACGUCUCGCUCCCUACCGAGGGACGCGACGGCAAAUCGUGGAGCGAGGCCUGGAACGAGAGUCAGAGCAAGAUCGCCUCCGAGUCGGAUAGGACGACGGUCGUGUACGGACACGACGCCAAGAAGGGCCUCAGCCUUCAAAAGUUUAGCUACGGCCUCGACAGCGGCUGCGUCAAGGGCGGCCAGCUGACCGCCAUGGUCUUUGAGCCCCAGAGCGGCAAGGUGGGCCACCGCAUUGUGAGUGUCGACUGUGAGGGCGUGGCAGGUCUGGACGAGAACGACAAUGUCAAGAGGCGGAAGAAGCGUGGUAGCGACGAUGACAAGGCCGAGAGGUGA
Messenger RNA from Pestalotiopsis fici W106-1, 1413 nucleotides. RefSeq lists its product as uncharacterized. Gene Ontology annotation, cellular component: cytoplasm. The record is from RefSeq and is a predicted model, not a curated record. Gene Ontology annotation, molecular function: phosphatase activity; endopolyphosphatase activity. The coding region runs from base 1 to 1413 and encodes 470 amino acids. Gene Ontology annotation, biological process: polyphosphate catabolic process. Lineage: Eukaryota; Fungi; Ascomycota; Sordariomycetes; Amphisphaeriales; Sporocadaceae. The transcript has a single exon.